Molecule: messenger RNA, 1600 nt
Organism: Dermacentor albipictus
Lineage: Eukaryota; Metazoa; Arthropoda; Arachnida; Ixodida; Ixodidae
Product: popeye domain-containing protein 3-like
Biological process (GO): skeletal muscle tissue development; regulation of membrane potential; heart development
Cellular component (GO): sarcolemma
Molecular function (GO): cAMP binding
Source: RefSeq, a predicted model, not a curated record
GAAUUAUCUUAAUCGUUUAUUCCGUAUAGACGCGAACAAAUUCGCGUAUAGUGCUGUGAUAUAAGACCACAAGCUAUAUAGCUAAUAGUCAUAAUCAGUGAUGCGAGCUAGCUACGUGAUGCAGAGAAGAUCGAUGCGGUAGUAGCAAGCGUUCUUCUCACCUGAGCACCACCACACCACCACCAUCUGCAGUUCGUCAGUGCAGUGCCUCCUCUAAUUUUGAGUGCAUCGUCGCCAUGUGCGAACAUAUGUUUUGGUUGUUACUUCUGCCAAAUAACUGUACUUUGCAAGAAUGAGGCGCCUGGCUUUGCAACUGAAUGAAUGGAUUUACUGCUCAUGAGUUCGCCCCAUCCAAAGACAGCCAUGAUAGCCAAUGCAAGCGCCCAGGCGUACACUAUACGCAACAUUUCCAUUCCGGGCCUUUUUGGAGACACAACGUGUGAUGUUUGGAAACAACCACAGCAUGUGCUAUUUCAACUGGCCAACACCUGCUUCUGCGUAUCCUAUUUAGCACCCAAUGGUCGUUAUGGGAUACUGUUUUUACACGCCCUUCUUAUUCUAGGUUUUCUGCUUAAUUCCACAUGGGCAUGGAAUGUGAUAUGUGCUCCAGACAUGUUCUCCUGGAGCUUCAGUUUCAUGAUACUCAACAUGGUGCAAACCAUGUUCCUUCUCUACACCAUGAGGCAAGUCAAGUUUCCACGGGAAUUGGAAGACAUCUAUGUCCUGAUGUUCCAGCCUUUGCAAGUACCACGACUGCUGUUCAAGAAAUUGGUGAGCUUGGAGUAUGCCCAAAUAUGUAACCUUCAUGCUGGAGAAGCUUAUGCCAUGCAAAACUUGACAAAGACAGAUCGCCUGGGACUCUUGAUCGCAGGAAAGGUCAGUGUGCUGACAGACCAUCAUUUUUUACAUUACAUACAUCCCCGUGAGUUUCUGGAUUCCCCUGAAUUUGAGUCUACUCGGUCAGGUGUUGAUGACAAAUUUAAGGUGUCCAUACUGGCUGUGACUCCUUGUCGAUACCUGUUCUGGCAGCGCUCCAACCUGGAGUACUUGCUCAUCAAGGAACCUCAGCUUGCAACGGUUGUGUCACUGCUGAUUGCUAGAGACAUCACUUCCAAGCUGUAUGCUAUGAACGAAAAGAUGAGCCAAGCCAACUCACUGAAAACAAAGGCGAAGGCAGCACCACUUGUCUGCUCACUGCAAACGAAGGCUUAUCUGCACGUAUGGAAUGUGCACAUUUUGGAUGACUUCAAGCUUUUUUGGGCAGGAAUACACAGGAAUUAAUAACGUUUAAGUAGAAGAAUGUGCAACAAGAUGUGUACAAAAUGAAUGCGACCAUGUUGAAGAUGGCAUUACCUUUUAUCUGGGCAGGGUGCUGAUUCUCAGCAACAACCAUUUCGCACUUGCUUUUCUGCCACAGCUACCUAGAGAAUAAAAUAGCAAUAAAAAAAGUUUUGUUGCCAUGUGUAGUUGUUGUAAAGAGGCAUAUUAUUUCUCUGCAGCUCAGCUGGCUAUUGUGUACCCACCACUUUAUUAUUAGCUUUCCUACGAUGCCUUUCAUUCAAUUUCAAUGCAUGUGAGUUAGAUAGCCACCUAAAAGUUU